This is a messenger RNA of Westerdykella ornata, 1296 nucleotides long. RefSeq names its product queuine tRNA-ribosyltransferase. Bases 1 to 1224 code for a protein of 407 amino acids. NCBI's taxonomy places the organism in Eukaryota, Fungi, Ascomycota, Dothideomycetes, Pleosporales, Sporormiaceae. The record is from RefSeq and is a predicted model, not a curated record. Gene Ontology annotation, molecular function: tRNA-guanosine(34) queuine transglycosylase activity. Gene Ontology annotation, cellular component: cytosol. The transcript has 8 exons.
AUGGCGCCUGUGCCAAUGCCCUCCGCCUUGAGCUUAGAGCUCUUAGGCAAGUGUUCGGUCACGAAAGCCCGCGCCGCAACACUCCACCUCCCGCAUGGACCUGUUCCUCUUCCCAUCUUCAUGCCCGUGGCGACUCAGGCGUCACUGAAAGGUCUCACACCAGAGCAAUUGGAAGAGGCAGGAUGCAGACUAUGUCUCAACAAUACCUACCAUUUAGGCCUUAAGCCAGGUCAGGCCACGCUCGAUGCCGUAGGGGGUGCACACAAACUCCAGGCAUGGCCACACAAUAUCCUCACAGAUAGUGGUGGCUUCCAGAUGGUGUCGCUUCUGAAACUCGCAAAGGUUACUGAGGAAGGUGUUCGCUUUCUGAGUCCGCACGAUGGCUCGCCUAUGCUUCUCACUCCCGAGCAUUCGAUAUCGCUACAGAACUCCAUCGGCUCCGACAUCAUCAUGCAGCUCGACGAUGUGAUUGCAACGACACACCCAGACAUGGUCAGAAUGACAGAGGCGAUGGAGCGCUCGGUACGGUGGCUGGACCGCUGCAUCAAGGCGCAUAAAUAUCCAGAAAAACAGAAUCUGUUCUGCAUCAUACAAGGAGGUCUGGAUUUGGAUCUCAGGAGGAAAUGUACUGCAGAAAUGGUCGCCCGGGACACUCCAGGCAUUGCGAUUGGAGGCUUGUCGGGCGGCGAGGAGAAGGAUUCAUAUUGCAAGGUGGUCGACACGUGCACGUCGCUGUUGCCGGAAAACAAGCCUAGAUACGUCAUGGGGGUUGGAUAUCCAGAAGAUCUUGUUGUGUCCGUUGCGCUUGGAGCAGACAUGUUCGACUGCGUCUGGCCGACACGAACAGCGCGUUUCGGCAAUGCCAUCACAGCACAAGGCGUCAAGAACCUGCGAAACGCGGCCUACUCCGAGGACUUUGGCCCGAUCGAGGAAGGUUGCCAGUGCAUAUGCUGUCGGACACGAGAAGAAGGGGGUUUGGGCAUCACACGCGCGUACAUCUACCAUGUCACGGCAAAGGAAACGGCUGGAGCGCAUCUCCUCACGAUGCAUAACGUGUUUUACCAGUUGAACCUGAUGAAGCGGGUGCGUGAGGCCAUUCUGGAGGAUAGAUACCCGGCAUUUUUGAGAGAUUUCUUUUCGAAGCUCUAUGCUGACAAGAGCAAAUACCCAGAGUGGGCGGUGACGGCAUUGCGAGGGGUAGGGGUGGACCUCUUGAGCGAUUGACAUCAGGGUACAAGAGAGCAGUAGAUGUAUGAUAUCCAGCAUCCAUUGAUAUCCGCUUUUGAAAGAAGCAAC